UUGCAAAAGAUGGGUGCCCUCAAAUACGUCGAAGAGCUCCAGAAGAAGAAGCAGUCUGAUGUCCUGCGCUUCCUUCUCCGUGUUCGCUGCUGGGAGUUGAACGUCAUCCACCGCGCCUCGCGCCCCUCGCGCCCCGACAAGGCCCGCCGUCUGGGAUACAAGGCCAAGCAGGGAUACGUUAUCUACCGUGUCCGCGUCCGCCGCGGUGGUCGCAAGCGCCCUCCCACCAACCAGGGUGUUAACCAGCUCAAGUUCCAGCGCUCCCUCCGUUCCGUCGCUGAGGAGCGUGUCGGCCGCCGCUGCGCCAACUUGCGCGUCCUUAACUCCUACUGGAUCAACCAGGACUCGACCUACAAGUACUUCGAGAUCAUCCUCGUUGACCCCCAGCACAAGGCCAUCCGCAAGGACGCCCGCAUCAACUGGAUCGUCAACCCCGUCCACAAGCACCGCGAACUCCGUGGCCUCACCUCCACCGGUAAGCACAACCGUGGUAUCAACAAGGGCCACCGCUACAACAACACCUCUGCCGGUCGCAGAAAGACCUGGAAGAGACAGAACACCCUCUCUCUCUGGCGCUACCGAUAA
This is a messenger RNA of Aureobasidium musti, 585 nucleotides long. NCBI's taxonomy places the organism in Eukaryota, Fungi, Ascomycota, Dothideomycetes, Dothideales, Saccotheciaceae. The record is from the annotation of a GenBank genome assembly.